Molecule: messenger RNA, 1213 nt
Organism: Dryobates pubescens (Downy woodpecker)
Lineage: Eukaryota; Metazoa; Chordata; Aves; Piciformes; Picidae
Gene: IYD
Product: iodotyrosine deiodinase
Exons: 5
Coding region: 92-967 (291 amino acids)
Molecular function (GO): oxidoreductase activity
Source: RefSeq, a predicted model, not a curated record
AUUUUUGCUUACUCCUGUUUUGCUCUAUUCACCUCUUCUUUUCCAGAGAAACUACUGAACUUGGAAGGAAGGAUCCACAUUGACAAUAGUCAUGGUACUCUUUUCGUCCCUAACUCCAGUCUUCAUAGCCAUUAUAUGUGUUUUGAUUGGAGUAAUACUGAAGAAGACUGAUGGAGAGAAGGAAAAGCACGAGACCAAAAGCAAGCCUCUAUCUCGCCCAUGGGUGGAUGAAGAUUUAAAAGAUGGCACUGACCACCAGCUGGAGGAAGAAGAGGUUGAUGAAGAUUGGCAAGGACUUGAUGAAAAUGUUGCCCAUGUCCCCUUCUCUGCAGAACGUUACUCUGAAGCUGAAAUGAUUAGAAGGUCACAGAAGUUUUAUGAACUUCUUAACAAGAGGCGGUCUGUCAGGUUUCUUAGUGAUGAGGUGGUCCCCAGAGAGGUUAUUGAUAAUGUCAUCAGAACAGCAGGUACUUCACCCAGUGGAGCUCACACUGAGCCCUGGACCUUUGUGGUAGUGCAAGAUUCAUAUCUAAAGCACAAGAUUCGCGAGAUUGUAGAAGAAGAAGAAGAAAUCAACUACAAAAAACGGAUGGGAGACAGAUGGGUUAAUGACCUGAAAAGAUUGAGAACUAAUUGGAUCAAAGAGUACUUGGACACUGCUCCGUAUCUGAUCCUCAUUUUCAAGCAGGUAUAUGGGCGGCAUCCAAAUGGCAAAAAGAAGACCCACUACUACAAUGAAAUCAGUGUUUCUAUUGCCUGUGGUAUUCUGCUUGCUGCACUGCAGAAUGCAGGUCUGUACACAGUGACCUCCACACCCCUCAACUGUGGCCCCCAACUCCGGACACUACUAAAGCGCCCAGCAAAUGAGAAACUACUCUUGCUACUCCCUGUUGGAUAUCCCAAGAAAGAUGCUACUGUGCCUGCUCUGACUAGAAAGCCACUGGAAGACAUCAUGGUGGUCAUGUGAGACCAGUGCCACAAAGAAGGAACACUGCUAGCUAGUAAGCAGGAGCCUGAUGGUGUCAUCACUGCUCUUCCUGUGUAUCCUCCUCCUACAUCACAGCUGCUCUGUUUACAUCUAAAUUUCUUUUAGUGCUAGUAAUCUACUAAUUGCAGUAAAUAGCCAAGCACUGUGCCUUUGGCAGGUGCUAUUACCAAUAAACCCAGGCAGUUGUUCCAGGGGACAUGUAGAAUGGCAUUUAAAUGACCUUCA